AUGUCGAUCGAUUUCGUUAGCGAAACUAAUCAACAUGUAGACAAUAUGUCGAUGAAAUCUGAAAACAAAGUUCAUCAUCAUCAUCAUCAUGAAAAUAUACAUUCUGGAAAAGUCGGUCGUGCUGUGCUUUUAGCGGCUUUUACUUCAUUAGGUGGAUGGUUUUUUGGCUACGACCAAGGUGUUACUGGUGGUAUAGUUGUCAUGAGCUCAUUUAAAAAUGACUUUUGUGUUAAUGUGUAUGCCAAUAAAACUACGUGUGAUCUCCCAGUUGUUGCUUUACCUUCCGACUACAGACGAUUUCUGGUACUUUUUACGUUAUUGUAUAAUGUUGGAUGUUUUAUUGGUGCUGUGUUCAUUUCUUCAUUUGUGGCAGAAAAAUUUGGACGUCGAGCGAUUAUUUUCACGGCAUCACUAUUCUUUUUAACGGGUACUUCAAUGGUUAUUUUUCCACCAGGGGGUUCUAAAAAUAUAAUGAUUUUAAUACUUAUCGGACGAAUUGUUGAAGGAAUAGGUGUUGGUUGUUCUUCAUUUUCUUGUCCAAUAUACGCUUCAGAAAUAGCUCCAACAAAUAUUCGUGGAAUGCUUUCUGGCUUUAUGCAAAUGACGGUAGUAACUGGAUUGUUUGUUGCUAAUAUUGUAAAUCUUCUAUUGCGAAAUCAUAAAUGGGGUUGGCGAUUAUCAAAUGGAAUUAUUUUAAUUGCUCCAAUUACGAUAAUGAUUGGCAUAUUUUUUUGUCCUGAAACUCCUCGAUGGCUAUUCAAGAACAAGGGUCGAGACUUAGCAGAGAAAAGUUUAAAACGUAUUCGUCAAACAGAAGAUGUAACUGCUGAGUUAGACGCUAUUGCUGAUGCCGUACAAGAGGAAGGUAACCAAAUUUCAAUCAAAGAACUUUUCACAACAAAGAAAAUGCUUGAAAGACUUGGUGUUGGUAUGGGCAUACAUAUUUUACAACAAGCAACGGGUAUUAAUCCAAUAUUUACAUUUGGCGGUAUUAUUUACGAAAGUGUUCUCGGAAAGGGCAUCAUAGCAUUAUUAGUUCUAUCUGGUGCAAAUCUACUAAGCACAAUACCAGCUUUGUUCUUAUUUGAUAGAUUAGGACGUCGAAAUCUUCUCAUAUUUGGUGGCUUAGCUAUGGUAGUGGGUCAUCUUGUAGCAGCUACAGUAUUUGCUACAGGUUGCAGUGUAGCCAAAAAUGUUAUUAAUGGUACAACAGCAACUGAAGAAUUAGUAGAUUGUAAAACAAGUUCUGGAAUAUUAAUGCUCGUCUUUACAGCUAUUUUUGUAGCCUGUUUUGCACUUUCUUGGGGACCAAUUGCUUGGAUUUAUGCAGCUGAGAUUUUUCCUCUUAACGUUAGAGCUAGGGCUGUUUCUAUAACAACAGGAAGCAACUGGUUUAUGGGUACAAUCAUGUCUUAUAUAUUGGAGCUAAUAGCUCCAUUAGGGAUUCAUGGAUUAUUUUAUCUGUUCGGUGGUCUAACUUUAUUGGCCGUAGUAUUCGUAUAUCUUUUCUGUCCAGAAACAAGAGGAGUUUUACUCGAAGAUAUUGAAGAAAAAUUUGAUGAUUUUCAGUUGAAAAAUAGAACAAUAAUUAAACUAUUACGUAAACCGUGUCAAAAAAACCAAAAAAGAUCGGCUAAAGUGAAUGUAAUUGAAACGGAAUGA
Rotaria sp. Silwood2 is the source of this 1662-nucleotide messenger RNA. The record is from the annotation of a GenBank genome assembly. Lineage: Eukaryota; Metazoa; Rotifera; Eurotatoria; Philodinida; Philodinidae.